AUGCUGUUUGAGGAUUUUGUUGUUAAGGAAGAAGAUAUCGUUGCUUAUAUUUUGGGAGAAGAUUAUGAAGAAUAUGAAAAGAAAUGCAAAUCAAAGCUUGAGGAAUAUUGUAAUGAAUUGAAAGUUAUAGAUCCAGAAUUAAAUAAAGUUCAUACUAAAGUUAAAGAAAUUUGUGAUAAUAUAGAACAAAAAUGCGCAGGCCUGAAUGAUAAAAUUGAAGUAGAAUUCUCAAAUUUUAAUAGGAAACUUUAUGAUGCAUUGGGAAAUCUAAAAGAUCAAGAUUGUAAAAAUAAUGAGGAAAAAUGUAUAUUUUUAGAAGAAGCAUUUCGUCAUGAUGAUCCUAAGGAGAAUUGUGUCAAGUUAAGGGAAAGAUGUUACAAAUUGAAGCGCCAAAAGGUGGCAGAUGAGCUUCUUUUCAGGGCGCUUGGAAAGAAUGUUAAAGAAAAUGAUAAAUGUAAAGAAAAGAUGGAAACUAUUUGCCCAGUGUUAAGUCGAGAAAGCGACGAGUUCAUGUUUUCUUGCCUUAAUCUAACUAAAACGUGUGAUGAUCUAAAAAGCAAAUUGGGUAGUGUUUGCCUUCCUUUAAAAGAAGAGCUUAAAGAUGACAAAUUAGAGGAAAAGUGCUAUGAAAGACUUGAGAAAUGUCAUUUUUACGGAGAAGCGUGUGAUGAUGCAAAAUGUCAGGUCUUUGAGGAGGAAUGCAAGAAAAAUAAUAUUACAUAUAAAGCGCCGGAAUCUGAUUUUAGUCCGGUGAAACCGAGGGCGUCGUUGUUGACAAUGAUUGGGUUGGAAGAUGUCUAUAAAAAUGCGGAAAAAGAUGGGAUUCUUAUUGGAAAAGCAGGAGUGGAUGUACCAAGGAAGUUGGGCAUAUAUUUUCUGCAAGAUAUCUUGCUACUGUUGAGCCAAGAUGUGAAUGAGAUGGAUACAGUAAAAAAAUGCAAUAUAAUGUUAGAAAGAUGCAAUGAUCUUAAGCACUUGGGUAACGAAAUGACAAAGUUAUGCGAAGAUGGUGGUAAAGAAAAUAAAUGCAAAAAAAUACUAGAUGUAAAUGUAAAAGAAAGAUGUACGAAAUUCAAAUCAGCACUUUUUCAGAAAGAUUUGUCUACACAAUAUAAUGAUGAUGAAAAAUCAGAGCUUUUACCGUGGGGACAUCUGCCUACAUUUUUUACAAAGGGAGAGUGUACGGAACUUGUCUCGGAAUGUUUCUAUUUAAAAAAUGCGUGUACGAAUAAGAUUGAUCAAGCAUGUCAAAAUGUACAUGCAGCGUGCUAUAAAAUAGGAAAAGAUAGGAUAUUGAAUAAGUUCUUUCAAAAGGAAUUGAGGGGGAAGCUUGGUGAUUUAAGAUUUAAUAGUGAAAGUCUUAAAAAAUGCCAAGAAUAUGUGGUAGAAAACUGUACAAAACUUGAUGAAAGAUACCUUCCAAAAUGUCUUUACCCUAAAAGACUAUGUUAUGUGCUUUCAGAUAAUAUUGUUGUUCAAUCAAGAGAGUUAGGUGUGCUUUUGGAUGGUCAGAGAGAUUCUCCAUUAGAAAAACAUUGUCUUGAGUUGGGGGAGAAGUGUGAUGAACUUGAUAGGGAUUCAAAUUCGAAUUCUAGAAAGUGUGCAACAUUGAAAAUACUCUGUGAAUAUUUUAGGGUUGCAGAGAAAUUUAGAAAAGUAUUUUUAAAAAGAGAAGAUGAUGCAUUAUACGAUGAGCAAAACUGCACGAAGGCGUUGCAUGAGAAAUGUGAUACUUUAUCUAGGGGGGAAAAUCCAUUUAGUAUUUCAUGUGCUUUGCCAAGAGAAACAUGUAAAUAUAUGGUACACCAUACAAGACAAGAUUGUAGAUAUUUAAAAGACAACAUGAAGAAUGAAGGAAUUCUAGAAAAAAUUGAGGACGCAAAAAAAGCAAAUGCAAAUGAAACCUUGGUUGAAGAACUCUGCACAACAUGGGGCCGACAUUGUCACCAACUUGUGAAGAAUUGUCCAGAUCAGUUGGGAAAAGAAAAGAAUGGCAAUGAUCAAAACUGUGAAAAACUCGAUGAAAAAUGCAGGGAUACUUUUAAAAAGUUGAAAUCGAAGGAUGAGCUGACACAUCUGUUGAAAGGCAGUCUAAGCAAUGAUAAAUGUAAAGAUGCAUUAAAAAAGCAUUGCCCUGAGUUGCAAAAGAAUGGAACAUUCAAAAUUCUGAUUGAUAAUUGUGAAGAUAAUACUGUCAAAGAACUUUGCGAAAAAUUAGUUGAAAAAGUACAAAAUAGAUGUCCUACUUUAAAAACCGAUUUGGAGAAAGCGAAAGAUGAGUUGACAGAGAAGAAAGAUGAAUACGAAAAGGCCAAACAGGCGGCAGAAAAAUCUACAGAGGCAGCUAAGUUAUUGCUAUCAAGGCAGAAUAGCAGUGAUUCUGAACAAGUAUCACCACCACUGUCAGCAGCAGAGUCAUCAUCAGGGUCAUCAUCAGAGCUACCACCACCACCACCACCACCACAAAAUGGAACGCCAGGCACACCAGAUGGAGCAUCAGGCACACCAGGUAGUGGAAUGCCAAACUAUGUAAAAUUUGGACUCGUUAAAAGAGAAUAUGUAGCUGAAGGAGUAUCAGAAGCAGAGGUAAAAGCAUUUGAUGCAACGACAAUAGCAUUGGAGCUGUAUUUGGAAUUGAAAGAGGAAUGUAAAGCUUUAGAACUAGAUUGCGGUUUUAGAGAGGAUUGUCCGAAUUCUAAAGAAGUUUGCGGAGAAAUAGACACGUUAUGCAAAGAAAUAGAACCAUUAAAAGAUAAGCCUUAUGAAAAAAUAACAGAACCGUGUACAUUAUUGCAGACGACGGAUAUAUGGGUGACGAGUACGUCGAUAGUGACGUCAACAGUCACGUCGACCUCGAUGCGCAGGUGCAAGCCUACCAAAUGUACUACUGAUUCAAGCAAAGAGACACAGAAAGGAGAAGAAGAAGAAGAAGUAAAGCCAAAUGAUGGGAUGAAAAUAAGAGUUCCUGAUAUGAUUAAAAUAAUGUUGUUGGGAGUGAUUGUUAUGGGGAUGAUGUAA
This is a messenger RNA of Pneumocystis carinii B80, 3018 nucleotides long. RefSeq lists its product as hypothetical. The record is from RefSeq and is a predicted model, not a curated record. The transcript has a single exon. Bases 1 to 3018 code for a protein of 1005 amino acids. Lineage: Eukaryota; Fungi; Ascomycota; Pneumocystomycetes; Pneumocystales; Pneumocystaceae.